Oryza sativa Japonica Group (Japanese rice) is the source of this 4275-nucleotide messenger RNA. The record is from RefSeq and is a predicted model, not a curated record. NCBI's taxonomy places the organism in Eukaryota, Viridiplantae, Streptophyta, Magnoliopsida, Poales, Poaceae.
GGAUCUCGUUAAAAUCUCCCACUACCAACCAUGGUAAGGCAUUAGUAUUUGCAGUUUUCAGGAAACGCAUCGCCUGCCAUGUUUGGUCCUUCUGAUCCCAGCUUGGUUCCCCAUAGAUUCACCUCCUUCCCCCACCACUACAUCAAUGUAUAAAUGUUUGAGCACCACCUCCUUUUUCCAUAACAUCAGUAAACCUCCGCUACGGCCAUCGCUCUCGUGGAUGAGAAACUUAUCACAGCCUACCCUUCGCUUCAAACUCUCUGCCUUAUCUUUUUUGCAAACACCAUUAGAUCCAAUCAUCAUGGACGGUCAUCCCAAUUGAAGCAGAUCGCUGACCGUCCUCCCUCCCUCCCUGCACUGCAAUUCCCGUUCCCGUGCAGGACACCAAAAUAAAACUCUCUUACUACAGUACAACUGAACUGACAGAGAUCAUCAGAUCACAAACAACUUGUUCAAUUCAUUCAUGAGAGCAGCGAAGCGGCAUGUUUCCUUGGACUCGCCACCGCCACCUCCUCCAAUCGCAUUCUCCUCUCCACCUGCUGCAUUACUGCACCUCCUCUACCUCCAUCUCCAGGGAUGCCUUCGCCAUCGCCCGCGCGCUCUCCAUGGCCUCCUCCUCCUCUUCACACCUCCACGCGCACGCCCUUAAGCUGGGCACGCUCGCUCACACCUUCAACAUGAAUUACCUCCCCAUCUACUACGCUAGGCGGGGCCUUCUCGACUCAGCACUCAAGGUGUUCGACGAAAUGCCGCACAGGAACCUCGUCUCCUGGACAGCCAUGGUCUCUGCCUCCACGCGCAAUGGCGCGCCUCACCUGGGGUUUCGUUUCUUCGUUUCCAUGAUCAGGAGCGGCUUCUGCCCCAACGAGUUCUCGCUCGCAACCAUGCUCACUGCCUGCCACUCCAUGGUGGCCCAUUCCUCCAAUAAGCUCCUCAUCGCCCUUUCGCUCCACGGUGUUGCCGUCAGAGCUGGCCUGGAUAGCAAUCCUUUUGUGGGGAGCUCUCUGCUGCUCAUGUACGCAAAGCAUGGCCGCAUUGCUGCUGCACAGCGUGCAUUCGCACAUAUCAGGAACAAAGAUUUGACGUGCUGGAAUGCCAUGCUUGAAGGCUAUGUUUCGAAUGGUUUCGGGCAUCAUGCCAUAAGUACAGUGCUCGUGAUGCAUCAUUCUGGGCUUGCACCUGACCGGUACACCUAUAUUUCUGCUGUUAAGGCUUGUUCAAUCAGUGCGCAGUGGGGUCUUGGGCGACAGCUUCACUGUCUUGUCAUCCACAGCAUGCUCGAGUCCAAUACCUCGGUCAUGAAUUCCCUUGUUGAUAUGUAUUUCAGAGCCAGACAGAAGGAAACUGCUGCUUCUGUCUUUCGCAAGAUUAGACAAAAAGACACCGUGUCUUGGAAUACCAUGUUUUCAGGUUUUGCGCAUGAUGAAGACGACAAGGCAGUUUUUGGCUACUUGAUCGACAUGUCACGAACCGGAUUUAAACCUAAUGAGGUUACUUUUUCUGUCUUGUUGAGGCUGAGUGGUGCUAAAGAGAAUGCCUCAUUGGGCCUUCAGAUCUUUGCCCUUGCCUAUCGUCAUGGCUAUACUGACAAUGUUCUUGUAGCAAACGCUGUAAUCAACAUGCUGUUCAGAUGUGGAUUGCUCGACCGUGCAUAUGGUUUCUUCUGUAGCCUCACUUUCAGAAACAUUGUGACAUGGAACGAGAUAAUUGCAGGUUAUGGUCUCUUCAGUCACUCUGAAGAUGCAAUGAGGCUCUUCCGCAGUUUGGUUUGCAUUGGAGAAAGACCUGAUGAGUUCACCUAUUCAGCUGUUCUGUCUGCCUUCCAGGAAGCUCAUGGCGCAAGGGAUCAUGAGCAAAUCCACGCAAUUAUUCUGAAACAAGGUUUUGCCUCCUGUCAGUUCGUGUCCACUUCACUGAUCAAGGCAAAUGCAGCAGCGUUUGGGUCAGUUCAGAGUUCACUGAAAAUCAUCGAGGACUCUGGCAAGAUGGAGCUGGUGUCAUGGGGAGCCAUUAUCUCUGCAUUCCUGAAGCAUGGCCUGAACGAUGAGGUCAUUUUCCUUUUCAACUUGUUUAGAGGUGACUCCACCAACAAGCCUGAUGAGUUCAUCCUGGCAACCGUCCUAAAUGCCUGUGCAAAUGCUGCGUUGAUCAGGCACUGCAGAUGCAUCCAUUCGCUUGUUCUCAAGACAGGUCAUUCCAAUCACUUCUGCGUAGCCAGCGCUGUUGUUGAUGCCUACGCGAAGUGCGGUGAGAUUACCUCUGCAGAGAGCGCUUUCACCGCUGUUUCAUCAGCAACCAACGAUGCCAUCAUGUACAACACCAUGCUGACAGCUUAUGCCAACCAUGGUUUGAUCCACGAAGCUCUCAACCUCUACGAAGAGAUGACAAAGGCUAAACUGAAUCCAACACCAGCCACAUUCGUUGCCAUUCUGUCGGCCUGCAGCCAUUUGGGGCUAGUCGAGCAGGGGAAGCUUGCGUUCAGCACCAUGCUGUCUGCAUAUGGCAUGCAUCCAGCAAGAGCCAACUACGCCUGCCUGGUUGAUCUCCUGGCAAGAAAGGGGCUACUCGAUGAGGCGAAGGGUGUGAUCGAUGCAAUGCCGUUCCAACCAUGGCCUGCAGUUUGGAGGUCGCUGGUGAACGGUUGCCGGAUACAUGGGAACAAGCAACUUGGCGUGCUUGCGGCAGAGCAGAUCCUGAGAAUGGCGCCGAGCAGCGAUGGCGCUUAUGUUUCGCUGUCAAACGUCUAUGCUGACGAUGGGGAAUGGCAGUCUGCAGAGGAGACCAGGAGGAGGAUGGUUCAGAAUAAUCUCCAGAAGGUGCACGGGUACAGCAGGGUUGAGAUGUAGCAGGAAUAUUCUAUAUAGAAUAGAUUGGCUAACAGCAACUACUGACUACUGAAAAUUCAUAACCACGUUAAGUGUUGGAGGAAGCACAGACUGAACAUUAAUACUUCUUUCUUGCACAAUGUUUGGAAGAAAGCAAGUAAUCCUGGAAACACUGUAGUAUGGGUAUUUGGUGGGUAAUGCUAGUAUAACCCAGAAAGGAGGUUCAUGUAUUUUUAGCAACAACUGGAGACCCCCUUAACAAGAAGAUGUUGAUUUAGUUCGAGCGAAAACACGGAUCAGAAACCUCAAAUUCAUUUUCCUCUUCUUCUGCGGUUUGUGCAUCGUCGUCGCAAGCAAGAAGCAUCGUCUACAAUGAAUACAAGAACAGCAGCAAGGAAGGAAGAAGGGGAGAAACUGGAGAGCGAAGAAGUGUUACCAGAAAGGAGAUAAGUAAAGGCUUGGACGGGCGGCGCAGCCGGUCGAUGGCGUGGGCCUCGGGCAGGCAGCAGCUGCAGUGGGGCGACGCGGUCUCUGGCGCGGCACGGCAUCAAGAAAGAGGAAGCAGGUUAUGGGUACUUUUGGCUAUGUCGCGCUUGAGUAUGCUAACAGUGGACUUUUGAAUGAAAAGAGUGAUGUCUACAGUUUUGGGUGGUUCUGCUGGAAGCUAUUACAGGUAGAGAUCCCAUUGACUAUGAUCGCCCUCCAGAUGAGGUAAACCUAGUUGACUGGCUUAAAAUGAUGGUUGCCAACAGACGAUCUGAAGAAGUUGUUGAUCCAAACCUGGAGAGAAGACCAUCGACAAAGGAGCUCAAACGUGCCCUUUUGACAGCUCUGAGGUGCAUCGAUUUGAAUGCUGAGAAGAGACCAAGGAUGGACCAGGUGGUCCGGAUGUUGGACUCUAAUGAACCCAUUCCUCAAGAGGAAAGAAGACAACGACAGAACCACAUCUCUAAUAAUUUAGAAACCGAGCCAUUAAGAGGCAAGAGUAGCAGCGGCAAGAGUGAUGCCCCUGAAAAUGAGAUGAGGCCACCUCGGUAUAAGAAUCGAUCAUUUCCCCCCAAGUGAAAAGUGAAAAGCAUACUAGAGUAUAAGUUAUGGAGUUACCUGCGAAGCUCUCAAUACAUAAUGAAUUAAUCAAUUGUUUUCUCUUUUCUUAUUUCUCUUGACUUGACAAUUUUUUGUGUUCCCUGGGAGGCUGGGGAGUGGCCAACUGGCCAUUGCUGUUACACAUAUUUGUAUUUCUUGAAACAUGUACAGUGCUGGUGUGUGAUACAUGUACAGUAGCUUGUGUGUGAUAGAUAGUUGAAGGACGCACAUGAGAGCAUAAAAGCUAUUUAGAAGCUAGUGGCUGGAGUGAGGAAGUGCAUGAAGAAACAAAUGAAAUAGCUUUUCAUAUUUUCUGUAUACUCUAAGAGUACAAAGAGGCAAAUGAAAGAAAAAUUGACUUUCA